AUGUCCAAGCUUGCUGUGGCCACCGAGGCCGUCAAGGAGGCUGUCGUUGGGACACACGAGCCAGAGCAGCUCGCUGCCCACACAAAGGCGCGAUUCACUCAGUAUGCUGCCAAAGAUUCUGAGACAGGCGAGCUCUAUCUUGGACCAGAGGAAUUCAUCAACGCUGUUGCGCCCACCGGUGAAGAUUACCACAAAAUCUCACGCGACCAAUACUCCAUUCUCUUCAGCGUCGCCGACGUCAACGGAAAGGGCAGAGUGAGUUUAGGUGACUGGGGCGUGUUUGAGCACCUUCUCAGCAAGCCCGAUGCUGAAUAUCAGAUUGCCUUCCGUCUCUUCGACGUUGAGCGCACCGGAGCUGUCAAAUACGAUGACUUCCGCACUUUGUAUGAGAUGAACAAGGGUCCUGACAACCUAACAUUCGAUUGGGAGUCCGACUGGGCCAAGAUUUACAUUGGCAACAAAAAGCACCGUCACCCUCUUGACUACCCCCAGUUCUGCCAGAUGCUGCGAGGUCUCCAAGGCGAGCGCAUCCGACAGGCCUUCCACCAGCUUGACAAGGAUGGCGAUGGCUUCAUCAGCGGUGAGGAGUUUGAGCGCAUCAUUGUCGAGACCGCGCGCCACAAGCUGUCCGAGCACAUUCUCGACAACCUGCACACUCUGGUUAAUCUCUCCAUCGGAUCCAAGAUCUCAUACGCCAACGUGCGCGCAUUCCAGAACGUCAUCGGUGGCAUGGAUCUUGUUGAGAUCAUCUUGCGCCGCGCUAUCGACCAGAGCAAGGAUGGAAAGAUCACUCGCCCCGAGUUCCUGAACGAGGCCGCCAAACUUACUCGCUUCUCUCUCUUCACUCCCAUGGAAACCGACAUCCUCUUCCACUUUGCUGGCCUGGACGAGCCCUCUGGUCGCUUGGGUCUCUCCGAUUUCGCAAAGGUUCUUGACCCCUCAUGGCGCAACCCUAUUUAUGAUGCGGUCGAGGCUACCAAGGCCAAGGUUGCGGAUGGAGGCAUCAUGAUGACCGUCUUGACUUCCGGUUACAACUUUGCCCUUGGUAGUGUUGCUGGUGCCUUCGGUGCCUUCAUGGUGUACCCCAUUGAUUUGGUCAAGACACGGUUGCAAAACCAGCGAGGUGCCCAGCCUGGUCAGCGUCUUUACAAGAACUCGAUAGAUUGUUUCCAAAAGGUCAUCCGUAACGAAGGUUUCCGAGGUCUCUACUCCGGUGUGCUACCGCAAUUGGUCGGUGUCGCCCCAGAGAAGGCCAUCAAGCUCACCGUCAACGAUAUCGCCCGAAAGGCGUUCACCGACAAGAACGGCAAUAUCACACUCUGGUCUGAGAUGGUCUCUGGUGGUUCUGCUGGUGCCUGCCAAGUCGUUUUCACCAACCCACUCGAGAUCGUCAAGAUUCGUCUCCAAGUCCAGGGCGAGGUCGCCAAGACCGUCGAAGGAACACCGAAGCGAUCGGCCAUGUGGAUUGUGCGCAACUUGGGUCUCGUCGGACUGUACAAGGGCGCUUCGGCGUGUCUGCUCCGCGAUGUUCCCUUUUCCGCCAUCUACUUCCCCACUUACAGCCAUCUCAAGAAGGACUUCUUUGGCGAGUCCCCGACGCACAAACUGGGCGUCCUGCAGCUACUGACUGCCGGUGCCAUCGCUGGUAUGCCCGCCGCCUACCUCACGACUCCCUGCGACGUCAUCAAGACCCGACUUCAGGUCGAGGCGCGCAAGGGCGAGGCCACAUACAACGGCUUGCGACACGCUGCCAAGACUAUCUGGAAGGAGGAGGGUCUCACUGCCUUCUUCAAAGGUGGUCCUGCCCGUAUCUUCCGAUCAUCGCCUCAGUUCGGUUUCACUUUGGCUGCGUACGAGGUUCUUCAGACCGUCCUGCCCAUGCCUGGUACCCAGAAGGAGAAGAUCCCCACCGGAGUGUCUGAUGCUUUGUCAACGGCCAAGGGCAGCCUGGAUACCAGUCCCUAUGGUCGUAGCCGCAACGCCCUCAAGGUGAUCCUCGAUCUCGAUGAGGACUUUGGCAAAGUCAAGCUUCCCAACGAGAAGGGAUGGCGAUCGCUGCCCAAGAUCAUGGGCGGUGGUGGCCAGUAA
Fusarium pseudograminearum CS3096 is the source of this 2088-nucleotide messenger RNA. RefSeq lists its product as uncharacterized. The transcript is spliced from 3 exons. Gene Ontology annotation, molecular function: L-glutamate transmembrane transporter activity; L-aspartate transmembrane transporter activity; calcium ion binding. Bases 1 to 2088 code for a protein of 695 amino acids. Lineage: Eukaryota; Fungi; Ascomycota; Sordariomycetes; Hypocreales; Nectriaceae. The record is from RefSeq and is a predicted model, not a curated record. Gene Ontology annotation, biological process: L-glutamate transmembrane transport; malate-aspartate shuttle; aspartate transmembrane transport.